GGGAAGUCCUGCAUAUUGUGACUCUCAACUGUAUUGUCUGCAGCUUCUUUGCACAAUAGCAGUUGAUUUUUUUUUUAAAUAAGGAUUAAAUUAAUUGAAUUUCCAAUUAUGGAAAAUAUGGAAUUCCAAAGCAGAGCUCACUCCUAUAUGAUUCCAGAGAAUGAAGAAGUUCCACACAGGGGUAUUCAUGAUGUCCAUAAUACCAAUGGAAAUGAAGGCGAGAAAGCAGUGUCAAAAUUACAACGUAGGCACAGUGACAUAAAAGUAUACAAAGAAUUUUGUGACUUUUAUGCAAGAUUUAAUAUGGCAAAUGCUCUUGCAAAUGCCAUAUGUGAGCGCUGCAAAGGGGGCUUUGCACCUGCUGAGAAGAUUGUUAACAGCAAUGGUGAACUGUACCAUGAACAGUGUUUUGUGUGUGCUCAGUGCUUUCAGCAGUUCCCUGAAGGGCUCUUUUACGAGUUCGAAGGAAGGAAAUAUUGUGAACAUGAUUUUCAGAUGCUUUUUGCCCCUUGCUGUCAUCAGUGUGGUGAGUUCAUUAUCGGUCGUGUUAUUAAAGCUAUGAAUAAUAGCUGGCAUCCAGAAUGCUUCUGCUGUGACAUCUGCCAACAAGUACUGGCAGAUAUUGGAUUUGUCAAGAAUGCUGGCAGGCAUCUUUGCCGUCCUUGUCACAACCGGGAGAAAGCCAGGGGUCUGGGAAAAUACAUCUGCCAGAAGUGCCAUGCCAUUAUUGAUGAACAACCGCUUAUAUUCAAGAAUGAUCCCUAUCAUCCUGAUCAUUUCAACUGUGCCAAUUGCGGGAAGGAACUUACUGCUGAUGCUCGUGAGUUGAAGGGAGAAUUAUAUUGUUUGCCAUGCCAUGAUAAAAUGGGUGUCCCCAUCUGUGGUGCAUGUAGGAGACCAAUUGAAGGACGAGUGGUGAAUGCUAUGGGGAAACAGUGGCAUGUGGAGCAUUUUGUUUGUGCAAAGUGUGAAAAGCCAUUUCUUGGUCAUCGUCACUAUGAGAGGAAGGGUUUGGCAUAUUGUGAAACCCAUUACAAUCAGCUGUUUGGUGAUGUUUGUUUCCACUGUAAUCGUGUGAUUGAAGGAGAUGUUGUGUCUGCUCUGAAUAAGGCAUGGUGUGUGAACUGUUUCGCUUGUUCCACUUGCAACACUAAGUUAACACUCAAGAACAAAUUUGUUGAAUUUGAUAUGAAGCCUGUCUGCAAGAAAUGCUAUGAGAAGUUUCCUUUGGAGCUGAAGAAGAGAUUGAAGAAACUAGCUGAAACUUUAGGGAGGAAGUAAAGCCUCCUUCUAAUCUCAUCUUCCUGUGCAAAAACGAGAAAAUAUUACAGCUAUUACUUGACUUCUAUUUUAUUUUUCUUUGAGGCUGCAAUUAGCAAUACAUAAGCAAAAAAAAUGAGUUUCCUUGAUGCAUGACUAGCUUUAUACUAAAGUACUUUCCUCCUUAUCUCCUGCAAAACAUGCAUCUAAAAACCCUCUACAUUUUCUAUAAACCUCAUAACUGGCAAAAACAAAAUAUAUCUUCAGUUCUGUACUUGACAUUUACAUGUAUACAUAUUUGUUGAUAUGUAGAUUGUACUUGCAUAGUAAAUUGCAGAUACAAAUUCAUGUUAAACUCUUAUGGCUCUGGUACUGCAGUGGGAUCUGCCUUGUACCCAUUGAUAUCAGUGGGAUUCUGUGCAGACAUAAGAUCUGCUUGUGCAUAUCCUUCAAGGACUUAACAGAUAAGCCUAGCUUUCUGUACACAAAGAGUGCUGUUGAAGUUAAUGGUAAUACUUGUGCACAGAAUUAAGCAUGUUUGUAAGUCUUUAAAUGACUGUAGCAUCCCUUAUAAGUGCAACCACUGCAAAAGUGUAGUGCCUUUAAUAGACAAUUCUUACAUAAUUAAUCUUUGUAUAUCAGACUUAAAAGUUGUAAUGGAAAUACAGAAAACAUAUUCCUGUUGCAAGAAAUAUGCAUAUUCAGAGCUACCUGAAUUUUGCUGUUCCAUUUAAGAUAAUCCAAUAACAUUCAUGAGUGUUUUUGUAUUUUACUUACAUUUUGUGCCUUAUUCUUCUGUAUCUUUCACAAUAGUAUUCCAAAAAUUUGAUGCAUUAAAUAGAUAUACAGUUUUAUUUUUAUUUUAUAUUUUUAUGCAGAAAAUGUAUACCAGGUAUUAUAAGAGAUAAUACGCUUUAACUACUUCAACUCUAUAGGACGUAUGCAGUUGUUUUUUCAAAUAUUGAGAACACCUGAAUUUUAAAAAAUACAUUA
Molecule: messenger RNA, 2253 nt
Organism: Chelonoidis abingdonii (Abingdon island giant tortoise)
Lineage: Eukaryota; Metazoa; Chordata; Testudines; Testudinidae
Gene: LIMS1
Product: LIM zinc finger domain containing 1
Biological process (GO): positive regulation of substrate adhesion-dependent cell spreading; cell-cell junction organization; positive regulation of integrin-mediated signaling pathway
Cellular component (GO): focal adhesion; cytoplasm; cell-cell junction
Source: RefSeq, a predicted model, not a curated record